Molecule: messenger RNA, 630 nt
Organism: Brenthis ino (lesser marbled fritillary)
Lineage: Eukaryota; Metazoa; Arthropoda; Insecta; Lepidoptera; Nymphalidae
Source: the annotation of a GenBank genome assembly
AUGCAAGAUACAAGACCAGAGUUAUAUGAGGAAGUUAAACUUUAUAGAAAUACUAGGGAACGAGAAAAGCAUGAUAAUAUGGCAGAACUAUAUGCUGUGAUUAGCACCCUUCAGCAUCUUGAAAAAGCUUAUAUGAGAGAUUGUGUUCGUGCACAAGAAUAUACAGCAGCAUGCAGCCGAUUGCUAGUUCAAUAUAAGGUUGCAUUUAAACAAGUCCAGGGCGAUGAGUUUCCUACUAUUGAAUCAUUUGUUACAAAGUUCAGACUUGAUUGUCCUGCUGCUCUAGAAAGGAUAAGGGAAAAUAAACCCAAUCUUAUCAAGGAUGAUAAAGGAAAUACCAAUAAGUACAUUGCUGAGAUUGUUUCGUUAUUCAUAACCCUGAUGGACAAACUGCGUCUAGACCUGCGCGCGAUGGACAUGAUCCAGCCAGAGCUGAGUGACCUGAAGGACACGAUGGACCGCCUCGCCAUGCUGCCAGAGGACUUUGAAGGGAAACUCAAGGUCCAAGAAUGGUUAGAUAAGCUAUCGGAGAUGUCGGCGUCGGACGAGCUGUCGGAGGCGCAGGUGCGGCAGCUGGUGUUCGACCUGGAGACCGCAUACGGCGCCUUCAACAAAGUCCUGCACAAUAAC